Molecule: messenger RNA, 2349 nt
Organism: Ficedula albicollis (Collared flycatcher)
Lineage: Eukaryota; Metazoa; Chordata; Aves; Passeriformes; Muscicapidae
Gene: ATP6V1B1
Product: ATPase H+ transporting V1 subunit B1
Exons: 13
Biological process (GO): proton transmembrane transport; ATP metabolic process
Cellular component (GO): proton-transporting V-type ATPase, V1 domain
Molecular function (GO): ATP binding; proton-transporting ATPase activity, rotational mechanism
Source: RefSeq, a predicted model, not a curated record
CCCCCUCCCCCAGCCUACAGGACGGUGUGCGGGGUCAACGGGCCGCUGGUGGUGCUGGACAAUGUCAAGUUCGCCCAGUACGCCGAGAUCGUGAACUUCACGCUGCCCAACGGCACCACCCGCAGCGGGCAGGUGCUGGAGGUGAUGGGCCCCAAGGCCAUCGUGCAGGUGAGCGCGGCGACACCGCGACAGCGCCACACGGUGACACGGUGUCCGAGCCCCCCAAACUCCACAGAGAUUCUCUCACCCCCCGGGUGUCACUGGGGGUCGGGCCGGGGGUGGCCCUGUCCCCGCGCUGACCCCCUGGCCCACGGGAUCCCGUCCUCGAUCCCAUCCCGAUCCCGCAAAGGGCAGGGGGCGGGCGGGACCCUCCCCGUGUCUGUGUCCCCCUCCGGUGGGGACAUGGGGACACAGGGACAGCAUGAUGGGGACAUGGGGACAUGGAGACAGGGUGAUGGAGGUGGCCACGGCCAUGGAGGGGACAUGGGGGCCUUGUCCCCACGUGCUGGCAUCUGCCUGUCACAGGGGCUGUGGUGUCACCCAGCCCGCAGGUGGCACUUCCUGCCCCACACCCACAGCCCCCGGUCCCUGUGUCCCCUCUGGGGUGUCCAGGAUCAGGAUGGGGACCCUGCCCCAGGGCCACCGGACCGGCAGGUGCCACCCCCGGCUGUGGCCCCGGGUAGGGACAGUCCCUCUGUCCCCACAGGCCGGGUGUUCAACGGCUCCGGCAAACCCAUCGACAGCGGCCCCGCGGUGAUGGCCGAGGACUUCCUGGACAUCAACGGCCAGCCCAUCAACCCCCACGGGCGCAUCUAUCCCGAGGAGAUGAUCCAGACUGGCAUCUCUCCCAUCGACGUCAUGAACAGCAUCGCCCGCGGGCAGAAAAUCCCCAUCUUCUCGGCGGCCGGGCUGCCCCACAACGAGAUCGCGGCACAGAUCUGCCGCCAGGCCGGGCUGGUGAAGAAAUCCAAGGACGUGGUGGAUUUCCACGAGGACAACUUCGCCAUCGUGUUCGCGGCCAUGCAGGUGAACAUGGAGACCGCGCGGUUCUUCAAGUCGGACUUUGAGCAGAACGGCUCCAUGGAGAACGUCUGCCUGUUCCUCAACCUGGCCAACGACCCCACGAUCGAGAGGAUCAUCACGCCCCGGCUGGCGCUGACCACGGCCGAGUUCCUGGCGUACCAGUGCGAGAAGCACGUGCUGGUCAUCCUGACCGACAUGAGCUCCUACGCCGAGGCGCUGCGGGAGGUGUCAGCAGCCAGGGAGGAGGUGCCGGGCCGCCGCGGCUUCCCCGGCUACAUGUACACGGACCUGGCCACCAUCUACGAGCGCGCCGGGCGCGUGGAGGGCAGGAACGGCUCCAUCACCCAGAUCCCCAUCCUCACCAUGCCCAACGACGACAUCACCCACCCCAUCCCCGACCUGACGGGUUUCAUCACCGAGGGCCAGAUCUACGUGGACCGGCAGCUCCACAACCGCCAGAUUUACCCCCCCAUCAACGUCCUGCCGUCGCUGUCCCGGCUGAUGAAAUCGGCCAUCGGAGAGGGGAUGACCAGGAAGGACCACGGGGACGUGUCCAACCAGCUGUACGCCUGCUACGCCAUCGGCAAGGACGUGCAGGCCAUGAAGGCCGUGGUGGGCGAGGAGGCGCUGUCCGCCGACGACCUGCUCUACCUGGAGUUCCUGCACAAGUUCGAGAAGCAGUUCAUCUCCCAGGGUCCCUACGAGAACCGGAGCAUUUUCGAGUCCCUGGACAUCGGCUGGCGGCUGCUGCGCAUCUUCCCCAAGCAGCUGCUCAAGCGCAUCCCCGAGAACGUCCUGGCCGAGUUCUACCCCCGCGAGGCCAAGGGGCCCGAGCAGGGCACGGCCCUCUGACCCCACAACCACAAAAAUAGCCUUUUCCCUAAAUCCCACCCUCAUUUCCUAAAACUCCAUCCCCUUUGCCUUAAAUCCCAUCCCCGUUUCUUGAAAUCCCAUUCUCGUUUCCUAAAAUCCAACCCCUUUUCCUAAAAUCCCAUCCCCCUUUCAUAAAAUUGGAUCCUCAUUUCCUAAAAUCCCAUCCCUCGUUUCUAAAAUCCAAUCCUCCCUUCCUAAAAUCUGAUCCCCCUUUCCUAAAGUCCAAUCCCCCUUUCCUUAAUUCCCGUCCCCGUUUCCUAAAAUCCCAUCCCUCUUUCCUAAAAUCCCAUCCCUCUUUCCUAAAAUCCCGUCUCUCUUUCCUAAAAUCCCAUCCCUCUUUCCUAAAAUCCUAUCCCCCUUUCCUAAAAUCAGAUGCCCAUUUCUUAAAAUCCCAUCACCUUUUCCUAAAAUUCCAUCCCCAUUUCCUAAAAUCCGAUCCCCAUUUUCUAAAAU